Molecule: messenger RNA, 1598 nt
Organism: Vigna radiata var. radiata (mung bean)
Lineage: Eukaryota; Viridiplantae; Streptophyta; Magnoliopsida; Fabales; Fabaceae
Product: mannan endo-1,4-beta-mannosidase 4
Exons: 6
Coding region: 129-1370 (413 amino acids)
Molecular function (GO): hydrolase activity, hydrolyzing O-glycosyl compounds
Source: RefSeq, a predicted model, not a curated record
AAAAAGCCCCAAGAAUAUGCCAUUUUUCCCACAAACUCUUCUUCUUCCACUUUUCAAUAAAGCUUAUGCUCUGCCGUCCUAGCUAGUCUCUCUUUCUGUUUCCUCACACUCUCCUUGGAAGCGAAACAAUGGGUUGGGAAGGAGGUCUCAAAAGCAUGGUGUUGAUGGGUGCUUUUAUGGUAGCCAUGGUGGCUGUUCAAAAUGUGGUGUGCGAGGAAGGUGUUGAUCAUCGUGACUCAGCACGCAAUUUAGUUCAGAACGGUGGCUUCGUUCGACGAAGCGGCACCAACUUUGUUCUGAACAACAAGCGUUUCUACUUCAACGGAUUCAAUGCUUACUGGUUAAUGUUAAUGGCAUCUGACCCAGCAACGAGGCCCAAGGUCACUUCCGUUUUGCAACAAGCUUCCAGCCAUGGCUUAACCGUUGCCAGAACUUGGGCUUUCAACGAUGGAGCUUACAGAGCCCUUCAGGUUUCUCCUGGUUCGUACGACGAGAAAGUAUUCAGGGGAUUGGACUUUGUGAUAUCAGAAGCGGGAAAAAAUGGUGUACGAUUGAUACUGAGCUUGGUGAACAACUGGAAAGAUUUUGGUGGGAAAAAUCAGUACGUGGAAUGGGUGAAGCAGCAUGGUGAGUACGUGAACACUGAAGAUGAUUUCUUUACGCAUCCUUUGGCCAAACAACACUUCAAAAACCAUAUCAAGGCUGUGCUGACGAGAAAAAACACAGUAAGUGGGGUGGCAUAUAAGGACGAUCCUGCCAUAUUUGCAUGGGAACUUAUGAACGAACCCCGUUGCCAACACGACAACUCCGGAAAAGUUGUUCAGGAAUGGGUGAUUGAGAUGGCUGCAUACGUCAAAUCCAUCGAUAGCAAUCAUUUGCUUGAAAUAGGACUCGAAGGGUUCUAUGGUGAAGAUAAAAAACAAAUCAAUCCUGGGUACCAACUUAUUGGCACUGAUUUCAUUUCUAACAACCUAGUUCAUCAUGUCGAUUUUGCCACCAUGCAUCUCUACCCUGAACAAUGGCUGCCAGGCUCAAAUGAAGCUGCUCAGGUUGCAUUCGUUGACGAGUGGCUACAAAAGCACAUUGAGGAUUCGAAAAAUGUUCUUGGGAAGCCUAUUGUCGUUGGUGAAUUUGGGAAGUCAUGUAGGUCAUACAGUGUGGCUGAAAGGGAUAGUUACUUGAGCAAAAUGUAUAAUGCAAUAUACAGUAAUGCUAUCAGUGGGGGACCCUGUGCUGGAGGGCUUUUUUGGCAGCUCAUGGCUCAAGGAAUGGACAAUUUCUAUGAUGGUUAUGAAAUUGUCUUCCAGAACAGUCCUUCAACCACCAGAAUUAUUGAUCAACAAUCCCACAAAAUGUCAAGUAUUGCUUAGUACAAAACCAUUAAAUUCCACCACUACCUCACAUCCAUUUAUGUAGUAUGUUACAACAUAUAUUCCCCUUACUGGACGUGUUCCUAGGAAAAUACCAUGUGGUGUUAACAAAUUAAAGCGAGUGAAGGAAUUAUAUAUAUAUAUAUAUAUAUAUAUGGGUCCAAUGAUAUAUAUCAGGGACAGUUUGUAAGCAUUUUCCUUAAUAUGUACGAAAAUGAAUGUUCAUUU